CACACGCUGCAGCACUUGGUCAGGUGAGAGGCAGAUCGUCUGGUCGACAGGGUAGUUGCAUCCGGAGUUACACAUAGAUAUCUCGGAAGCAGAUGUAGGAUGUGGCUAGCCGUGCUGCUCUUCGUCGUUAUCCUAGGGCUCUUCAUUUACCUUGACACCAGAAAGCCAAAGGACUUCCCCCCAGGUCCACCAUGGAUUCCAGUGUUGGGGAGUGCCCUCCACGUGCACAGGUUGCGCAAGCAAACGGGCUACCUCUACCGGGCGACAGCCGAGAUGGCAAAACGCUACGGCCCUGUCGUGGGGCUGAGGGUCGGCAAGGACCGCCAGGUUGUCUUGUGUGGGUAUGAAGCCAUCAAGGACAUGCUUUCUCGCGAGGAGUUCGAUGGCAGGCCUCAGGGACCAUUCUACGAGACCAGGACAUGGGGCAAACGAAGAGGCGUGCUGCUGACAGACGAAGACUUCUGGCAGGAACAGCGUCGCUUUGUGCUGCGCCACCUGAAGGAGUUUGGUUUCGGACGUCACACCAUGGCAGAGCUGGUGGAGGAGGAGGCUGGCCAACUUGUCCAAGCAUUCCAACAGAAACUGCAGGGCUCCCAGAACGCAGGUGUGGUGAUGCCAAUGCACAAUGCCUUUGGUGUCUACGUCCUCAACACAUUGUGGUCCAUGAUGGCUGGAAUCCGCUUCAGUCAUUCAGACCUAGAGCUGAAAAUGCUUCAGGGUUUGCUCACUGAGCUGUUUGCCAACAUUGACAUGGUGGGCUGCCUCUUCAGCCAGUUCCCGAUGCUGCGCUUCCUUGCACCCGAGCUCUCUGGCUACAACCGGUUCAUCAAUAUCCAUCAGAGAGUAUGGAAAUACCUUAAGGCAGAGCUGGACAAACACAAGGCCACUUUCCAGCCAGACACUUUGCGCGACUUCAUGGAUGCCUACUUGAAAACGCUUUCAUCUGGUCAGAAGAAGCCUAGUUUCUCAGAGUCUCAGUUGCUCGCUAUCUGCAUGGACAUGUUCAUGGCUGGAUCAGAGACCACCACAAAAUCCCUGGGGUUCUGUUUCCUGUACCUGUUACUCUACCCUGAGGUACAGCAGCGUGCCCAGGCCGAGAUUGACGCCGUAGUAGGGAGAGGCAGAUUGCCAACCCUCAAUGACAGACCCAAGAUGCCAUACAUGGAAGCCAUUGUGCUGGAGUCGGUGCGUAUGUUCAUGGGAAGAACAUUCAGUAUUCCCCACAGGGCCCUGAAAGACACUGAACUCCAGGGUUAUCACAUUCCAAAGGACACAAUGGUCAUCUGCAACUUCAAUGGUAGCCUCAUGGAUAAGGGUUUCUGGGGAGAUCCUGAUGUGUUCCGGCCUGAUCGUUUCAUUGAUUCACAGGGGAGCGUUAUCAUUCCUGACCAGUACACACCCUUCGGGUUUGGAAAGCACCGAUGCAUGGGAGAGACACUGGCCAAGUCAAACGUAUUUCUCUUCACAGCAUCGCUACUUCAGAACUUCAACUUUAGCAUCCCACCAGGUACAGUGCCCCCAUCUACAGACUGCAUUGAUGGUGUCACACCAGCUCCAAAACCCUUUCAGGCUCUCGUUACCGUCCGUGCAAUGGACUAAACAAUUAUCGUUUGCGAGGAAUGCUUCCCUUUACACUGGAAGAUCAGUUCUUCUAUUAUCACGGAGCCUGUGACUGAACAAACAGAAACUGAAUGAAAAUUCUCUGACAAUCAGUGCACAGGCUGAACAGUUCCACUGACACAGUGUUCUGAGGCAGAAGCAAGUGACUUUCAUCACAGUCCUAUACUUCUGUGAUGACUGAAUGUACAAUUUUGUUGCUUUGUGUGGAAAGCCAUGGGGCACUACAAAUGAUACUCUGGUAGAUUCAUUCAUCUGCAUUUUCCAGAACUGUUGUAACUCAAAGUGUAUAACCAGUACUGUUAAGGUGGAUGUUAUAUGACAUGUGACAAAUUUUCAACACCCUCUCCUGUUAUAUAAAGUGAAGCUUUUGCGGCGACUGAAGUUGAUGAAAGACUCUCGGGUUACAAGCCGCAUCAUGUGGCUCAAUGGUUUAUUCGCCAUUCACAAGAAUGUCAAACAUGAAAUACACUUUAACACCAUAUCACACACCAUACAGACCACUGCUCUGUGUACUUGGGAGCGGUACGUCUCAUUUUCACAGACAUGAAUCUGAAUGGCCUAACCAACCACCUUCAGUUCCACUGUUAUCACGUCUUUUGCCUCUGCACAUAUAUUGUGACACAAUUAGAAUAUGUUCACUUUCUUAUUAUGAAUAAAUGUUACAUAAAUAGUGACAA
Zootermopsis nevadensis is the source of this 2297-nucleotide messenger RNA. RefSeq names its product Probable cytochrome P450 303a1 (gene Cyp303a1). Gene Ontology annotation, cellular component: cytoplasm; intracellular membrane-bounded organelle. NCBI's taxonomy places the organism in Eukaryota, Metazoa, Arthropoda, Insecta, Blattodea, Termopsidae. Gene Ontology annotation, molecular function: oxidoreductase activity, acting on paired donors, with incorporation or reduction of molecular oxygen, reduced flavin or flavoprotein as one donor, and incorporation of one atom of oxygen; iron ion binding; heme binding. Gene Ontology annotation, biological process: xenobiotic metabolic process. The record is from RefSeq and is a predicted model, not a curated record.